Messenger RNA from Cinclus cinclus, 1445 nucleotides. RefSeq names its product M1-specific T cell receptor alpha chain-like. The record is from RefSeq and is a predicted model, not a curated record. The transcript is spliced from 7 exons. Lineage: Eukaryota; Metazoa; Chordata; Aves; Passeriformes; Cinclidae. Gene Ontology annotation, biological process: response to bacterium. Bases 1 to 855 code for a protein of 284 amino acids.
AUGCGGCGGGGUCGGGGCGCGGGGCUGGCGGCGCUGGCCGCGGUGCUGCUCGUGGCUUCAGGCAGAGCCCAGGUACAGCAGGACCCAUUCCUGGAGACCACGGAGGGCAUCAGCAUCAAUAUCAGCUGCUCUCACCCCAGCAAAGUGAGCGGCGAUUACAUCCACUUCUACCGUCAGCUGCCGGGCCAAAGUCCCGAAUUCCUCGUAUUCACUGCUAGAGGCUCCAAGGAUGUGCCGGGCAUUGGAGGAAAGCUUUUGGUGUCGGAGGACGGGCGUUCGAGCGCGCUGUGGCUCGGGCGGCCCCGGCGCGGGGACGCGGCCGUGUAUUACUGCGCGCUGGGGCCACGGGCAGAGGAGCUUGUCUUUGGGAAUGGAACUCAACUGACCGUGGAGCCAAACAUUCCAAAAUCUUCCAUCCCUCAAGUCAUUGUGAUGAAAUCAAAGAACCUGCAAGAAGAUGCCAGCCCUGGGAAAGCAGCUUGUUUGGCAAGGAACUUCGUCACAAAUAGCAUCAGCUUGGAGAUGCCCUCUAAGGAGGUCGUGUAUGAACAGAGCACCCCCAUUCUGACAUCAGAGGGGUACAAUGCAAUUAAAGUGGUCAAGGUGACAAGAGACACAGUCGUGAACUGCACGGCCAAAUUCGACAACAGCGCAAUAACAAAGCCAGCAGAGGAGGUUGAAGAACCAGUGGCAGGGGCCAGUAAGAGGGUUUGCAACAGCACAGAGCCCUCAGCACCAGAUGCUGAAGGGCAGAGAGUGAACAUGCUGUCCAUGGCUGUGUUGGGUUUGAGAGUCCUGCUGGCAAAGAGCAUCGCCUUCAACACCCUCCUGAGUAUCAAGUUGUUCCUUCUCUGAGUCAUGGGGAAUGAAGGCAAGAGGAGCCCGAGGAAGAGCAGGAAAGAACGUGAACCAGCAGCACAAGGGGCUGGAACAAGCAGGGCCAGAGCAGCUGACAGAGACCACCCAGGACACAAGGCAGCACCUUCCCCUGAAGACAUUGAACACUGGUCACUCCUGCCUGGCCAGCUGAUUUACACUGAAGAGUUUUAAGUGCUUUUGCUGUUUGCUCUCCUCUGAGACCUGACGGGAGUGCAUUUAUCCUCAUCCUCCUGCUAAGCAAUGUCCCCAUUCUCGUGGCAUUUGCACACAAGUGUCCCAGCUGCUUCAAUAGCUUUGAGAACUCCAAUGCUCUCUCUAGGUACGUGGCCUUUCAAAAGCACCUUUCCCAGGCAUGUUGUGGUACUGCCUGUGCAACUGCAGUAGUACUGCUGAGGGAAUUCAAGCCCAGCAGUUGCCAUUUGGAGCUUUGGCUUUUAGAUGGAUUUCAUAAGUGAGUACCGUAGAUGAGAAGAGCUGUGUAGGAUGGGAAGUGAUGUCAUUCAACCCCCUAAUGUUCAUUUCUUUACAAAGCCUGUAUUUCUUCUGCCAGAUGUAUCGUAUGAGCA